This is a messenger RNA of Mytilus californianus (California mussel), 10843 nucleotides long. Its product is annotated as alpha-1,3-mannosyl-glycoprotein 4-beta-N-acetylglucosaminyltransferase B-like. Gene Ontology annotation, molecular function: acetylglucosaminyltransferase activity. Lineage: Eukaryota; Metazoa; Mollusca; Bivalvia; Mytilida; Mytilidae. Gene Ontology annotation, biological process: protein N-linked glycosylation. Gene Ontology annotation, cellular component: Golgi stack; endoplasmic reticulum; endoplasmic reticulum-Golgi intermediate compartment. The coding region runs from base 183 to 1832 and encodes 549 amino acids. The transcript is spliced from 14 exons. The record is from RefSeq and is a predicted model, not a curated record.
AAUGGAGUUUAGUAAUAACAUUCAUAUUAAAGAACCUCUUUGGACUAUCACAUAUAAACCUAGACAAAAUGCAUUCAUCUUAUAUGUAUGUGUGAAAACCUUGGUGGAAUAAUUCGUUUUAGGGAUUUAUAUUUCAUCGAUCAGGCUAAAUUUAAAAGUAUGUGAGAGUAAACAGAAAUUUGAUGAUGAGGGCAAGACCGAGGAGUAUACUGAUUACAGUUGGUCUAGUGUUGUGUACAGUGUUUUGGCUAGCAUUGUUUUCUAAGGAAGACAGGAACUAUGAUCAUGUACUUCAGGUCAGAUUUGCUGAACUACAAGACAAGUUGGAGAUGUCAGAUACAUUAAACAGAGAAAGACAAGAUAAUCUAAAUAACCUAAGAAAUCAGUUCAAUUACUUUCUACAAAUGGUCUCACAGAACUCUACUGUUAACAGAUCUCAAUCUGACUCUAUGUCUUCUGAACUCCAAGAACUUUUCAAAGGACAUUUACAUAAUAUAACCGAAGAAAACCAGUCAGGAACCAGUUUACAUCUACCAAGCAUCUUUACAUACCUUCCACAUCUUACUGGGCAUCCAGAAAGUCUGAAACCAAAAUAUCAUCUGUCAAAAAAUAGAUUUGGAGCUUCCAUUGUUAUUGGCAUACCAACAAUCAAAAGAGAAAAAAUCAGUUACCUAAGUAAUACACUGAAGUCUUUAGUUAAUGGUCUGACUGCACAGGAGAAAAGGGAUUGUCUCAUUAUUGUAUUCAUAGCAGAGCCAUACAACAAUGACUAUGUUGAAUCAGUUGGGAGAGAAGUACAAACCAGUUUUCCGAAGCAAGUGGAGUCUGGAUUAAUUGAAGUUAUAUCUCCAUCAGGAGACUUUUAUCCUAAUCUGAAUGAUAUACCAUUAACUUAUGGUGAUACAAAGGAGAGGGUAAAAUGGAGGACAAAACAAAACCUGGAUUUUUCCUUUCUUAUGCUGUAUGCAAGAACAAGGGGGAUUUAUUAUGUUCAGUUAGAAGAUGAUGUGCUGGCCAAGCCUGGUUACUUUACCAUUAUGAAAACAUUUGCUGAACAGCAGUCACAGAAAGACUGGAUUCUGCUGGAGUUUUCCUCGCUUGGAUUUAUUGGAAAAAUGUUUAAGUCUUCCAAACUACCAAUUGUUGUGGAAUUUUUCCUGAUGUUUUUUAAAGAUAAACCUAUAGACUGGUUGUUGGAUUAUUUAUUAGCUGUCAAAGUGUGUAACCCAGAGAAAGAUUCAAAACACUGUAAUCGGAUGAAACAGGAAGUAAGAGUUCGAUUUAAACCUUCAUUGUUUCAACAUGUUGGUAUGCAGUCAUCUCUUAAAGGGAAAGUACAGAAGUUAAAGGAUAGAGAUUUUGGAAAACAUAUGUUAUUUCGUGUACAUGUGAAUCCUCCAGCUGAAUUAAGGACUUCCUUGACAACUUACCUCAAAUUUACUGUACAGAAAGCUUAUAUAGGGCAAGACAUUUUCUGGGCAUUAGCUCCUAACGAAGAUGAUUACAUAGAAGUAAUACUGAAACCACCAGUUGCUUUAGAUGAGAUUUUAUUUCGGAGUGGGAAAGCUGAUCACAGAGAAGACAAGUUUUACAAUACAUCAUUACAAGUUAUUCCUCUUAAUUAUCAUGAUCCUAUUAAAAACAGGGCAAAGAAAACCAAAGAUGGAUACUUUGAUUUAGCAGAAUUUGAUAAGGAAGGAAUUGUACAUGUUACAUUAGAAAGUGAUGUGGGAAAACUCUCAAAAAUAAGAAUAAAAGUGCAUAAGUCAAGUGAAAACUGGGUUAUACUUAGUGAGAUUCAUCUUAAACAGAGAAUCCCAAAACAAAGCUAGCAUUAGCCUCUAUGUAAAAACUGACUGAGAUAUGCUGCCUGUUUCAUUAUUUGGUUCCAACCCAGAAGAUGAGGGUCUUCUCCCCUGUUCAAGGAAUGUUUGUAUAAUUAUAACAUGGUUGGAUCCAAGUGCCAAGUACUUACCGGUGUAAAUCUACAAAGAGUCUAUAUUACAUGUACAGUGAUUUAAAUCAUGGUCAUCAGUCUCAAAGAAACAGAGAUCAAAGACAAUCUACGGGUUCAAAACUUAAAAUAGUACGAUUUUAUAACAAUCAUAUUUUACCUUCUGUUUUAAGUUAAUCAAUGCAUAUUUUAGAAUAUAUACUACAAAUAUUUUAGCAGAUCUCCUAAUGCAAAUGAAGAUACCCUAUAAAACCAGAAAAUGAUCAGUGAUUGCCCAGUCAACACCUAUUUGAAUAUACAUAUAAGAUAUUUUUAUAACAAAAAUUUCAAAACUAAAAAUAUUUCUAUUUCUCCAUAAUUGAAAAACAUGGCAUAGAAAUAUCAUAAUUCACAUCAAUUUUAUGUGAUGUUUGUUUUAGAAAUGUCAAUAUGGUUAUAUGUAUUUAAAGAACUAAUUUUAAUUAUAGAUUAGUCUAAAUUUUGUUUUUUACUUUCAAGUGUUUGUGCAGCAGAAGUGUUUCUUUUUAUGGACUUGACUCCUUUGUAUUUUUAUGGUAGUGAAUUGAUAACAUUAUUAUAUUAAUUAUUUAUGUUGUAAUUUUCUUUUUAUACAAUUAUAUUAUAGCUUAUUGUUCUGACACUUAAUUGAAUCAUCUACUUACAUGUAGUUGCUAUUUAGUUCACAUCAUUUGAGUUAUGUUUCUUUAAACUGUGGACCCAUAAACAUAUUACUUGGUGGAAGAGGACAUAUAUAUCAGUCAACAAAAUCAAGGUUACUUUGACCUAAUAUAUUUUACAGUUUAUUCAUAUUACCUAAGUUAAGUAAGUUCUCACCCUUUAUUUUUGUUCAUUCACUCUGAAGUUCAUAUAUAUAAAUUAGUGGUUUAUCUUGUCAAUUCUGGGACACAGCAAACAUUGUAAUUUUUUAUGAUCUAUAUUUUAUAUCACCUUUUAGUCUAAAAACAUAAUCUGAGAAUUUUUAAUCAUACAUAUAAUUUUAAUUGUGAGAGAAGUUUCUGAAAUGACUAUGUGCUAUUAUAAACAAAUGGACAAUAUCUGUACUUUGUUAUGCCCACCUAGGGGCAUUAUGUUUUUCGGUCUGUGCGUCCAUUCGUCCGUCUGUCCCGCUUCAGGUUAAAGUUUUUUGGUCAAGGUAGUUUUUCAUGAAGUUGAAGUCCAAUCAACUUAGUACACAUGUUCCCUAUGAUAUAAUCUUUCUAAUUUUAAUGCCAAAUUAGAUUUUUGGUCCACUGAAAAUAGAAAAUGAUAGUGCGAGUGGGGCAUCCAUGUACUAUGGACACAUUCUUGUUUUUGAAUAUCUAUUAUUUUUGUUUAAGUGUGAAAAACAGAACUGUGAGCUUUUCUGAUAUUUUGUGCUAUGUACAUAAAUAGAAUCAGUACAGAGAUUGCAAAGAAAAUGAACUAAAAAUAACCAAUUUACAGAAUUAUAAAUUAAAGUUAAGUCAAAUUAACUUUUAUCAGUUGCUUCAUUUCAGAAAAAAAGUUGGUUUGUCAUAAGGGGCAGAUAUGUUUGCAAUGUUUAUUUUUACUUAGUCAUAUUUCAUAGGUUGUUUUGUUGAUAUCACCCAGCGACUCUUUUCACAAAAAAUAUUACGAUUAAAAUUGAUCCUAAGCUAUACUGAAAUGUGUAUGAUCUGCGAGUAUUUUUACUCAAGAUUUUUUGUGAAAAGAGCCGCUGGUUCAUAGGUCCUAACCCAAGUUAUUGAAACCAGUCAGUCAUAUGGGAAGAACAUAGACAAACCCUUACUCAAAAAGAAAUAAAAGGGCCUCUCUCAUACCGUUUGUGAAACUAUUAACCUUUUCACUGUUGCCAAAAUAUACUUGUAUACUACAGAAGGUGCUAUAAGUUGUUUUAUUUACUAGUCUUAUUUAAGGAUCAGGUGCUACUAAUCAAAAUAUUUUGUCAUACUUGUUAGGAAAGUCUAGUCAUGGUGUAGAAUGUGUUCAUAAAGUAUAUGCCUGUAAUUUUGCCAAUUUUAUAACCCAGCCACUACUAGACUGUAGUGAUAUAUAUGAUUUUCCCCAUUAAGGAUAACUUCAAGCAUUUAUUAUUAAAAGGAAAUGUAGUGUAUUGCCUAUUUGUGAAUGUUCUAUCACAUGAAAACAUAAUAUUUUCUUUCCUUGCUCAUUUCACACUUGGGUAUUAAAGUCACUCCCUUGCUUUUAUUUAAAUCACUAUAUGUAGAUUUUUAAUGGGAGAUAAUUGGGGUUUUAAGCUUAGGUUAGGGAAUAUUUUGAUAUACAAGAAAUAAAAUUGAGAAUGGAAAUCGGGAAUGUUUCAAAGAGACAACAACCCGACCAUAGAGCAGACAACAGCCGAAGGCCACCAAUGGGUCUUCAAUGCAGCGAGAAACUCCCGCAACCAGAGGCGUCCUUCGGCUGGCCCCUAAACAAAAAUGUUUAGGUACUAGUUCAGUGAUAAUGGACGUCAUACUAAACUCCAAAUUAUACACAGGAAACUAAAAUUAAAAAUGAUACAAGACUAACAAAGGCCAGAGGCUCCUGACUUGGGACAGGCGCAAAAAUGCGGCAGGGUUAAACAUGUUUUUUGAGAUCUCAACCCUCCCCUAUACCUCUAGCCAAUGUAGAAAAAACAAACGCACAACAGUACGCACAGUAAAACUCAGUAUAAGAGAAGUCCGAGUCUGAUGUCAGAAUAGGAAACAAAAAAAAAUAAACAAAAUGACAAUAAUACAUAAAUAACAACACAGUACUAGCAGUUACUGACAUGCCAGCUCCAGACCUCAAUUAAACUGAUUGAAAGAUUAUGUCUUCAUCAUAUGAAUAUCAGGCACAAUCCCUCCUGUUAGGGGUUUAGUAUUAUACCUUCAUAAAAUAUAUGAGAAGAACAUAACCUGUGUCAUGCCAACAACUGGUUUUAGAAUAAAUGUGUUUAAUUCCGAUGCAAAGACCCUAUAAGUGAAUCAAUAUUAAAGCGCCAAAAUAUGCAAUCUUUAAUGACCUGACAACAGUAUCGUAACUAUAUCCCUUCUUAAUAAGUCUGUUUAAAGGUUUUGUUAGCUUUUGAGGUGAAUACUGACAUUUUUAUUGUGCUUUGUAAAGAAUAUUACCAUAAAAGAUUGGAUGUGAAAUACCCGAACGUAUAAGAUGUCUGCAUGUUGAGUUAUAUUUACGAAUGAUGUCCUUAUACCGAUGAUAAAAUUUAGUAAAUGUUUUGACUAGUUUAUGAUAUCGAAAACCCUGGUGUAAUAAUUUUUCAGUAAAACAUAAAUUUCUCUCGCUAAAAUCUAAUAUGUUGUUACAUACACAAGCGAUUCGUACAAGUUGAGAUAUAUAAACACCAUAAGAUGGUGACGAGGGAACGUCACCAUCUAAAAAUGGAUAAUUAACAAUAGGAAAUGAAAAAUCAUCUCUUUUAUCAUAAAUUUUUGUUUUAAGCUUCCCGUUAAUGAUAUAGAUAUCAAGAUCGAGGAAAGGGCAGUGGUCAUUGUUAGUAUUAGCUUUAUUUAAAGUAAGUUCAACAGGAUACAUUUCUUUAGUAUACAUACUGAAGUCGUCAUUAUUGAGAGCCAAUAUAUCAUCCAAAUAUCUAAAAUUUUUGUAUCAGAUGUUGUUUCGAUGGGUCUUUGCUGAUUUUAGUCAUAAAUUGUAACUCAUAACAAUACAAAAACAGGUCCGCAAUAAGUGGUGCACAGUUAGUCCCCAUUGGAAUUCCGAUAACUUGACGAUAUACGGAAUCUCCAAAGCAAACAAAAAUGUUAUCAAGUAAAAAUUCAAGGGCAGAUAUAGUAUCAAAGCAUGUCCAAUCGACAUAGUUCUUUUGUUUGUUGCUACUAAAAAAUGACCUAAAAGAGUUUGAACAUAUGUAUUCGCAUUCCGACUUUUUAAAUGCCCAUUUAAUUAGGUGUGUGAAUUUUUUCUUAAUAAGAAUAUGAGGCAAAGUGGUAUACAGGGUAGAAAAAUCAAAACUUUGAACAGAUUCAAAAUCACAAAUAUAUGCAUGCAAUUUUUAUCAAGUACUUCCAACGAGUUUUUGACACUCCAAAAGUAAUUAAUUCCACUAUUUUCAAAGGCCUUAUUUGAACAAUUUAUUAUCAGGUUUUUGAUUGUACCAAGUGUACUAGUAAGUAGAAUAGACAAUUUAGUAAUGGAACAAUGACUUGAAGACGAAAUAAAUCUAUAUUUGUAAGGUGACUUGUGUAGCUUCGGAUUAAAGUCUUAAUAUUGAUGGAUAAUUAACAUCUCCAAAAGAGCAUAAUAGGGGGAAUACUGGCCUUUGGUAGACUUUAUCUUUCAAUUCUCCCUUUGCCAUUUGGGUUAGAGUAUGACAAGCAUGUUUUUUUUACUUAGUAAGAUGUACAAUAGAUUUAUUGUGAAUAUUUUUAAUAAACAUACAGCUUAUAAUUUUGUAUUAUUGUUUCAUAUUAAAUAAUCAAUAAAGUUAAGUUCAGAAAUGUAACAACUUUUUAUUGUAUGUUUAAUUUGUGUAUUGGGAUCUGUUUUUUCAUUUUGUAAAUGUAUAGUAUUGAAUGAAAAAAUUAUUAGCAUUGUUCUGGAGCUUUUAUAUCUUGUGUUUAUUUUUCAUAAACAUCUUGCAAUUGAAAUUUUUAUACCCCUCCCCCCUGUUUUACUACCUCUGUCUGUCUGUUUGGCAGUUCUAGAUUCAUUGAUCUUCAACUUCCUAUUUACUGAAUAUUUAUAUAUAUUCUAACACAUUAUAUGCCAUGUAUGAAAUUUUUAUCGCAAUUUUCUAGGGAACUACAAGUUAGAGCUUUCUGAAAUUUCUUUACAGUCUUCAUGUGAAAAUGCUUUAUCAUGUAAUGCAGUUUCAGAUUAAUGGUUUUCAAUUUCCUAUUUACCAAAUACUUAAAUAUUCUAACACAUUAUUGCCAUGUAUGAAAUUUUUGUCAUAUUUUUCUGUCCGUCGUCAACAUGUCGGACAUUAACUCAAAAACACUUUAACCAAUUUGCAUAAAACUUUAUCGAAUUGUUUAUAUCUAUUGACGUGAGCUCCCUUUCAUUUUUUAUAAAUUUUAAAUUUUACGUUUCUGAGUUAUGGGGUUUUAUUCUUUAAAAAAAGGGUGAUUUUCCAGUUUUCGGACAAUAACUCAAGAAUGCUUUCACCAACUUGCGUGAAUUGUUUAUAUCUAUUGACAUGAGCUCCCUUUCGAUUUUUAUAAAAUUUAGAUUUUAUGUUUCCGAGUUACAGGAUUUUAUUCAUGAAAAAGGGGGAUUUUCCUGUUUUUCGGACAAAAACUCAAAAACGCUUUCAGCGGUUCUUAUGAAACUAUGGUGAAUUGUUUAUAUCUAUUUAAGUAAGCUCCCUUUAGAAUUUUAUAAAUUUUACAUUUUACAUUUCUGAGUUAUGGGGUUUUAUUCAUUAAAAAAGGGGGGAUUUUCCAGUUUUCGGACAAUAACUCAAAAAUGCUGUCAGCAAUUUUCAUGAAACUUUGGUGAAUUGUUUAUAUCUAUUGAUGUAAGCUCCCUUUUGAUUUUCAUAAAUUUCUAAUAUGACAUUGAGAAUUAAUUGAACUUUAUUUGUUUAUAGUCUGACAACAGAUUUACUAAGUAUUGCGCAACAGCACAGUGUAUUGCACAACAGUGUAUAGCACAACAGCAAGAAAUCUUUAAUUGAAUAUAAAUUCAAUUCAUAUAACCAAUUUCAAGUUCUUUGACAACAUUUAUUCAGAAACCUGUAAUAUGUCAAAUAUUUAAUUACAAUCCAAAUUCAGACCUGUAUCAAACUUGAAUAUUGUGUCCAUUUUUGCCCCAACUGUUCAGGGUUGGACCUCUGCGGGUGUAUCCAGCUGCGCUCAGUGAAGCAGUUUUUAUACAAAUGUCCGGUGUCCGUCCGUCCGUCUGUCUCUCCGUCGUAAACAUGUCGCACCGUAACUUGAGAAUGACUUAUCCAAAUUUCAUGAAACUUAAUAUAGUUGUUUCUUAUGAUGGUCAAACGAUCUGUAUACUUUUUGGUGAAAAUAAGAUUAAAAAAACUUUUUGAGUUACGGGACUUAGUAACAGGUGUGUGUUUUUUUUCACAUGUCGCGCCUUAUCUCAAAAACAAUUAAUGAUUAUUGCUUAAAACUUUACACACUUCUUAGUUAUAUUAAUCUUAAGAUCUGUAUACUUUUUGGUGAUGAUUCAAAAUUUUAUUUUAGAGAUAUUGAGUAUUUUUUUUAAAAAAGGGGAGGGGUUUUUCACAUGUCGCGCCGUAUCUCAAAAACGAUUUAUGAUUAUUGCUAAAAAGUUUACACACUUCAUAGUUAUAUUAAUCUAAAGAUCUGUAUACUUUUUGGUUUUGAUUCAAAAUUUUAUUUUAGAGAUAUUGAUUUUUUUUUUUUUUAAAAGGGGGGGUUUUCACAUGUCGCGCCGUAUCUCAAAAACGAUGUAUGCUUAUUGCAUAAAAAUUCACACACAAGACGACAGGCGUAUCAUGGGCUCAUGGCGCAGCUGUUUAUUUUGUUUUGCCAUGAGGAAAUUGAAAAAGAACUUUGAAUGUUUUGCAUACUUUACAUGUUUAAAAAUUUCAGUAAGAUUCAACAUUUGCAUUACUAUCAAAAUAACAAUAAAGGUGAGACAUAUCUCUGUGUCAACAAGUUAUUACUGAUAGAUGGAAUUUAUAUAAAAAUAAUGUGGUACGAUUCCCAAUGAGACAACUCUCCACCCGAGACCAAAUGACAGAAGUUUUAUUUGCAGUUAUCAUUAACAUACGGUAUUAAAUCAAUAAUUUUGUCUGACCUUCAUAAUAUGUUAUGACACUGGGACAGAACUCUCUACAAGAUUAAGAAAUAGCAUAUGAUGAGAAAAAUUUGAUUUUAAAAUAUUUUUUCCGUAUUUUUACUGAUAAAUGGAUUAAAUUUUGACAUUCAUCAUUAUACUUUUACUCUGACAGCAGCAAUAGCAGACUAGACAAAGGUUUUCAUGGCCCUAAACAAGUUUUUUUUUUAUUUUCAGAAAGUUUUUUUUUAUUAAACCUUUCUGCUCAUAUUUUAUUAUAAAAAUUUCCUCAAUUAGUUUCCUUUCUAAUCACAUAAUACUUGUAUUUUUGUGUAAAAUCAUUGCAAAAUACUGGUAUGAAAAUCUUGUACUGCCUGCAGUUAGAAGACAACAUGGUAACCUAUCUUGAUUACUCCUACACUACAGUCAUCUCCAUUUGAUGUAAAAUUACAUUUUGAUGAAAUUUCUGAAUUAAUAUGUGCUCUAUUAUGAAAAGGACACUCCAUUGUACAAACUAUCUUAUUUUAAUAUUUGAUAUGUAGAAAGUUCCUUUAGGGUAAUCUCAUUCUUGUUUUCAAUGAUUUCAUAGUUGAAUUCCUAUAAUAAUUGUUCAUUAACUUCCAAUAUGCCUAGUUUUGAACCACAUAUAUAUGAUGUGUGUGCAUCCUACAGGUUAAAGUAUUAUAACAGUAUUACACAAUGUAGAUAUAAUAGGUAUUUUGUAGUUUUUAGUGCCACUUUGAUAGAAUAAUUAUAUAUUGAUAUGUUAGAAUUUUUACAUCUUUUCAUUGAAUCAUAAGCACUUUUUAGUUUAUUUUUAUAUCCAUUAUUAAUGCCUGAUUAUAUUCUAUUGUUUUUCAAGGUAAAGAUCAUAAAUGCAAUCUACACCCUUAUGGGAAUGACUUUCUAGUUAUAUUUUCCAAACAUUAUCAGGGACCUCAGUGGCCGAAUGGUCUAAGUAGUUACUACUGUAAUCACUAGCCAGUCAACACUGAGGUUUUGAGUUCGAACCCCGCUCGUGCUGGUGCACUUAAUUCCAAUCUUAAUUGACUAGGAUUGUCAGUUUUCCUAUCGAAGGUCGGUGGUUUUCUCAGGGCACUCCGGCUUCCUCCACCAAUAAAAACUGGACGCCACGAAAUAACCCAAAAGCGGUGCUUAAAAGUGGCGUUUAAACACCAAAAUUCAAAUCAAAUCAAAUCCAAACAUUAUCACUACUUUUGAGAGCCAAAACACAGUGCAUUGAGCACAACAUUCUAUUUGCUAACAUUUUAAGAAAUUUAUCAAUAAAAUAUAUACUCAGAUAUAUAACACUUUAUUAGUGAUUUUUGUGUAUAUAUUAGUAAAGUCACAUCAAUGCUCAAUUAAAGUAAUAUUUUACAAGUCAAUUAAGGGUUUGAUUGGGAGCAAAUAAUAAAAUAACUAAAUAAAUAGAAAAUAUAAAUGUUUUCUAAACUUAACGUUCUUUUAAAAUAAUAAUCACCUAAAUUUGUUUAAAACUAAUCAGUCUUUCAAAGACCAAUAAUAAAGAUAAGACAGGGAGUUUCCAUUUAGAAUUUUUGCCAUGAAUAAUUAUGAACAACCAGCGAAACUAAAAAUAAACCAGAAUUUGAAUUAGUUUAAAGCAUUUAAAAUCAAUCCUGAGAAAACAAACUUAUUAUUUUCACAUUAAUCAGAAGAAUACAUAGAUGUAGUAUUCAUUUUGUUCAAAAAACAAAAAAAAAUCAACUUUUGAGCUGGUAUUUCAUAUUUUCUGUUAUUGUUUUGUUUUGUGAAACAUUUCAAGUGUAAUGCAUUGAGUUUUAAGAGAACUACCAUUUAACUCUAGAGGGGGGUUAUUGUUUUUCUAUAAAAAUAUAUUCUGAUUCCCAUCUUUGAAGAAAUAUAUAUUUUAAUCAAGCAGAAGGAAGAAAAACAUUCUGAUUUAGUCUUUGCCAUUAAUUUUAAUGUUAAGUUCUCAAUUAGGUUCUUGUGUAAUACUAUUAAAAAAAAAUCCAGAAUGAAAAAAAAGCCUUUAAAUGGUUGUUCCCUUAGUAAAUGUUAAUGGUUUUAAUGAUUUUUGUUAUAGUAGAUUGUUUUGUGCAAUAAUUUGUUCAUACUGUUGAUGCUUCAAUGUUAUAUGCAAAUUUAAAAUCAGCAAAUGCCAAAAAAAAAAAAUUGUCAAAAUGUAUUAAAAAAUAAAUCAUUGAAAAA